Molecule: messenger RNA, 696 nt
Organism: Haemonchus placei
Lineage: Eukaryota; Metazoa; Nematoda; Chromadorea; Rhabditida; Trichostrongylidae
Source: the annotation of a GenBank genome assembly
AUGGUAGAUCAAAGGUCAAAUAGAAUGCCCUCAAAACAGCUGCGUUCUAAGAAGGCUUCUUUGAGCUAUUCUCAGCCACUAUCUGGCUCAAGUAGUAGAAGCAGCACUCAGGCAACUGUUCCACAGACAGAAAAUUUCCACAAUAUGUCGGCCAUGGAACUUAUCAAGAGCGUCAUUGAGCUUAAUCAUGACCCAGCCAUCGAAAACAUGCUAAUUGCACUUUCGGAGAAGAUUCCCAUGAAAUUCGCCGAUCUUAUCGAGGGCGAUAAACGGAGCCGAAGUAUAGUAAUCUCAGGACUGGAGGAAGGGCAAGAUGGUCUACGACCGUCGGCGCGUCAGAGGGAUCUGGAGGACAAAGUUGCUGAAGUUCUCGUUGCCGUAGAUGUGGAAUGUCGUCCGGUUGAAAUAUAUCGUAUGGGAAAACCGAAUUCCAAACACCCUCGCGUGGUGAAAGUUGUCCUGCCAUCUAGAGUUCACCGGCGUGCUCUUGCCAGUGCUCGUCUUCUUCGAGAUGCUGGGUUUCCGAAGGUCUUCAUACGUCGGAGUAUGACCGAGGAUGAAAGGAAACGGGAAUAUGAGCUGCGGCAAGAAGCUCGUGAACGAAAUAAGGGUAGUGGCGUUCGCGAAUGGGUUGUCUAUCAUGGACAGCUCAAGCGCGCAGCUGAAUUGCCACACAAUCGUCCGGGAAACCUCUAA